AUGCAAGUGCAUGGUUUAGGUGUACGUGAAUCUUUAAAUUGUUCUUUUCUAGGACAAUUUCUGAGACUGUUUUCCUUUUACCCAAAGGUUUUGAAGCUUUGGGAGCCUGCGGCCGGUUCGACGGAUGACAUCAGCAAGCGCCGGCCCGCCUCGGCACAGCUGCGGGUUGUUAUAUGGUAUACGUUCCACAUGCUUGUGAGGUACACAUUUUAUAGGUCCAGAUGUAAGUGUUUGCUUGAUUUGUCGCUCAAGUUUCAUGUUCAAAUGAUGCUCCUUGACUUCAAUACAAUGUUGGUAUGUAGGAUGACUAUCUAUGCAACUUAUCAUGCACAAAUUAAAAAAUGCUUGGCUCCUCUUCUGCAUGUCUCCAAGGAAUAA
Triticum turgidum subsp. durum (durum wheat) is the source of this 378-nucleotide messenger RNA. The record is from the annotation of a GenBank genome assembly. NCBI's taxonomy places the organism in Eukaryota, Viridiplantae, Streptophyta, Magnoliopsida, Poales, Poaceae.